Vitis riparia (riverbank grape) is the source of this 1226-nucleotide messenger RNA. RefSeq names its product cinnamoyl-CoA reductase 1. Gene Ontology annotation, molecular function: oxidoreductase activity, acting on the CH-OH group of donors, NAD or NADP as acceptor. The transcript is spliced from 6 exons. Bases 15 to 1004 code for a protein of 329 amino acids. Lineage: Eukaryota; Viridiplantae; Streptophyta; Magnoliopsida; Vitales; Vitaceae. The record is from RefSeq and is a predicted model, not a curated record.
AGUAGAAAGAAAGCAUGUCGAGUGAGAGUGGAAGUGUGACUCGGAGUGAAGUGGUGUGCGUCACCGGCGGCAGCGGCUACAUCGGUUCCUGGCUGGUCUGUCUCCUUCUCCGCCGUGGCUACACCGUCCACGCCACCGUCAAAAAUCUCAAGGAUGAAAGGGAAACGAAGCAUCUAGAAGCCCUAGAGGGGGCAGACUCCAGUCUCCGUCUCUUCCAGAUUGAUGUCCUCGACUACGACUCCAUCGUCGCUGCCGUUAAUGGCACCGCCGGCGUCUUCCACCUCGCCUCCCCCUGCAUCGUCGAUAAGGUUCAGGAUCCCGAGAAGGAACUUCUAGAUCCGGCAAUUAAAGGGACAAACAAUGUCUUAACAGCAGCUAAGGAGCUGGGGGUUGGGCGUGUGGUGGUGACAUCAUCUAUCUCGGCUAUCAUUCCUAGCCCAAACUGGCCAGCUGAUGUUGUCAAAGGGGAGGAUUGCUGGACUGAUACCGAGUACUGCAAGCAGAAAGGAAUAUGGUAUCCACUUUCAAAGACACUGGCUGAAAAAGCGGCUUGGGAAUUUGCCAAGGAGAAAGGUUUGGAUGUGGUUGUGGUGAAUCCUGGCACUGUGAUGGGCCCUAUUCUUCCCCCAGGGCUCAAUGCAAGCAUGUUAAUGAUUCUUCGCCUUCUCCAAGGGUGCACUGACAUAUACGAGGACUUUUUUAUGGGAUCUGUUCAUGUUAAAGACGUAGCCCUAGCACAUAUUUUGGUGUAUGAGAACAAAUCAGCAUCUGGAAGGCACUUGUGUGUUGAAGCUAUUUCUCAUUAUGGUGACUUUGCAGCCAAGGUUGCAGAACUUUACCCUGAAUACAAAGUGCCCAGGUUGCCAAAGGAUACUCAACCUGGUUUGCUAAGGGCCAAGACUGCAUCUAAGAAGCUGAUGGACUUGGGUCUACAAUUCAUUCCCAUGGAGCAAAUUAUCAAAGAUUCUGUUGAGAGUCUCCGGAGCAAAGGGUUUAUUUCUUGAACAAAGGCUGCAGUUGCCAUCAAGCUAAUCUCUUCAGAAACCCAUGUAAUGGUAUGAACUUGAAGAAUAAUGAAACUUAUGAUAUGGCCCCUCCCUUCUUUUUUUUUUUUUUUAAAUUAAUUAUGUUCUCGCAAUGUUUUCGAAGAUGUAUGACUGAGACUGAUCAAGUUCGGAAAGCCAGACAAAAAAUCUAUUAUCUUAUCCUUUUUUUUUUUUGUUUAA